CAGUUGCUUUCGAAUUGUCCGCCAAAUUGGAUGCUCCACGUGUCCGUAAUUUUCGAUCCACCCACGGGAGCAGGCGAAACAACAACAAGAGCGCAGAAACUGUCCAAAAAAUAUAGCUACCAACAUACCUUGUGGCAUUCGCUGAAGUUUCUGUUCAGGACGAAAAGAUCCUCGCAAAAAGUGCGGAAAAGUGAAGAAAAUCGAAGGGGAAAACCCAAAGCGAACUCUUAAUUGUCUGGAGGAGGAUCAGAACUGCCACCCAAAUGGGGCAGAGCAGCAAGUCCGGAAGUGCCGGAGGCGGAGGCGCAGCUGGAGGCGGAGGCGGAGGAGGCGUGGUCUGCCCCUCUACGGCGAUCAGUGGCUGUGCCUCCGGAACGGCGCUCAUCCAACUGGACGCCACUGGGCCAGGAGCCGGCGGAGCUGGGGAGUCGGAACAUGAGCGCGGCACCUGGACGGGUCGCUUCGAUUUCCUGCUCUCGCUGCUCGGAUACUCAGUGGGCCUGGGCAACGUGUGGCGGUUUCCCUACCUGUGCUACAACAACGGAGGAGGCGCCUUCCUUAUCCCCUUCACCAUCAUGCUGGUCAUCGCCGGACUGCCGCUGAUGUUCAUGGAGCUCUCCUUUGGACAGUACGCCGCCCUGGGUCCCGUGGCCGUUUACCGCAGGUUCUGCCCACUGUUCCGGGGCCUGGGAACCGGCAUGAUCCUGGUGUCCGCUAUAGUGAUGCUGUACUACAACCUGAUCAUCGCCUGGACCAUCUUCUACAUGUUCGCCUCGUUUGCGCCGGUGCUGCCGUGGCAGAAUUGCGAGCCCGCCUGGAGCACAAAGUAUUGCUUCUCCUACGCCCAGGCGGACCAGUGCGAGGCCACCAAUGGCACUUACUACCUCCGCACCUGCCACAAUUCCACCUCCGCGGCGGAGAACAACAUCACCGCCCUGGCACUUGGAGCUCUGAAGCGCCCACCAGCCGAGGAGUACUUCAACAACUUUGUGCUCGGACUGUCCAAGGGCAUCGAGGAGACGGGCAGCAUCAAGAUGUCACUGGCCGCCUGCCUGUUUCUGGCGUGGACGAUAGUGUUCCUUUGCCUGUGCAAGGGCGUCCAGUCCUCCGGCAAGGUGGUCUACUUCACGGCCCUCUUUCCCUACGUCGUCUUGGUGAUACUCUUCGUCCGGGGAGUCACGCUGCCCGGUGCAAGCACGGGCAUUAUCUUCUACCUGACGCCCGACUGGAAGCAGCUGGCCAACGCACAGGUCUGGGGCGAUGCUGCAGUCCAGAUAUUCUUCGCAUUGAGCCCGGCCUGGGGCGGCUUAAUCACGCUCUCGUCCUACAACAAGUUCUCCAACAACUGCUACAAGGACUCGCUGAUCGUGGCCUUCUGCAACAUAGCCACCUCCUUCUUCGCCGGCCUGGUGAUCUUCUCCAUCAUUGGAUUCCUCGCCCACGAGCUGAACGUCGAUGUGGAGAAGGUGGUGGACCAGGGCGCGGGUCUGGCCUUCAUUGUCUAUCCGGAGGUGGUCACCCGGCUGCCCGUGUCGCCCGUUUGGGCCGUUCUGUUCUUCGUGAUGCUGCUGACCCUGGGACUGGACUCCCAGUUCGCCCUGAUGGAGACGGUGACCACGGCGAUUCUGGACAGGUUCCCCAACCUGAGGCAGUACAAGAUCUGGGUGGUCCUGUCGGUGGCCAUUUUCGGCUACAUCGGCGGUCUCGGCUUCACCACCAAUAGCGGCAUGUACUGGCUGCAGCUGAUGGACAAGUAUGCGGCCAACUGGUCCGUGUUGCUGAUUGCCAUUUCGGAGUGCAUCCUAAUUGCCUGGAUCUAUGGCUCUCAGCGGUUCCUCAACGACAUUCAGGGCAUGAUUGGCAAGCGAUCCUGGUUCUGGAACUUUUUCUGGGGCAUCAUGUGGCGUUACAUCACGCCAGCCACCCUCUUGUUCAUAUUGUUCUUCAACUGGGUGGAGUACAAGCCGGCCAAGUAUGGCCACUAUGUCUACCCCAUGUGGGCGGAUGCAGUGGGCUGGAUCGUGGGACUGCUGCCCGUGCUGGUCAUUUUUCUGGUGGCCUUCCAGGAGAUCUGGCGGGCGCCCAAGAGCCUCAGCUUCAGGGACCGCAUCAAGCACCUGCUGCAGCCCACCGCCGAGUGGGGACCAGCGGGCAGACCCUGUGUCAACCUGCACGCCGAGCGGUACCAGAGCCAGAACUACGACGGCGUGACCAACACCAAGAUCCUCAUCGAGGAGGAGGCCUCGCCCAAGAAGGCGGCGCACAAGAAGGCCAAGCCACUGACCCUGGACGUGGACGUGGAUGUCGAGUGCCUGCCCCUGGCGACUGUGGGCAAGCGACCAGGUGCUCCAAAGUCAAUGAGCAAGCAAGGCAGCAGCGGCAACCUGCAGACGAAUGCCAAGAAUGGCACCCACAAGUCGCCCACCACCGAAAUUAGCCCCAGCAAGCAGCCCCUGAUUUCGGCCGAAAAGGACAAUAAGCCGGCCACCACAAAGGUCCUGGCCACCGGAACGCAGAGCAGCGGACGUGAGUGCACCACCAUGUCCACCUUCGCGGGGGGCGGGGAGAAGAAGCCAACCAAAGUCAAUUCGGCCACAGUCGGCACAACUGUUGCAGCUACGCUGGCCAGCAGCAACACCACGACGUCAGCAACUGUUGCUGCUGCCACCAAAUCACCGCCUCCAGCUGGUGUUGCACCUUCCACUUUAGUCGGCGUUGCUGCCACAGGAGCAACAGUUGCUGCUGCGGCAAAUGGCAAAGCCAGCAUGGCUGCUGGCAAAACCACACUUAAAACGACAAUAUCAUCAGGUGCUGCAACUGUAACUGCUACUGCUGCUGGUGGCAACAAAGCAGCAAGUGUGGCAACUGCAACAGCAACAGUCGCUGCUGGCAAAACGCCUGCUGCAGCAAUGGCUUUGAAUGUAGCUGCUUCGGUUAAAGUGUCUCAAACGGAUAAAACAGCUCCACUUAAGACCACAAUAACGGCCAGUGUUGCUGCUGCUUCAGGUGGCACAAAAGCAUCGCCAGCACCUGGUGUUGCAACUGCCACAGUGGUCAGUGUUUCGCCAGGAGCAACAGUGGCGGCUGGUGCCUCAAAAGCAGCCGCUCCACUCAAAGCUACGGCUGCACCAUCAGCCGUUGGUGCUGCAGCUGCGGUGAAUGCAACACAGGUCGCAAAAAUCACACCAGUUGCCGCUCCAUCGGCAGUUGUUGCUGCUGCACCGCAGGCCAAGUCCACAUCCACAUCAGCAUCGGUGGCAAAGAAAAAUACCAACGCUGGCAGCAAGCCAACGGCUGCUAUGUCCACUUUCAAGUCGGAUGUCCCAGCUGCAGCAGCAAGUGUUGGUGCGACGAACGGAAAGGUCACGCCGAGUGGAGGAGCCACUGCAAUGGAACAGCCAACAGGAAACCAAAAAGCGACAGCGGCAGCAACACAAAAGUCGCAAGCGGCAACUGCAACAGCAACGCCUACAAAAACUGCCUUGAAUCAAAAGCCCAUUGCCCCUUCAGCGGCAAGUGGCAAGGUGGCCACCACAGGUGGUCCAGUCGAUGUGUCCAGCAGCCGGAGCACGGAUAAUCCCCCGGCUGCAAAGGGCGCGGCCAGCAGCAGCGUGUCGGCCAAGUCCGCGAAAGCAGGCAGGACACAGGCAAACGAAACCAGCCCCACGAAGCCAGCAGGAAAGCCCAUUAAGGCCGGCUCCACCAGCCCCACAAAAGCGGUGGCCAAGCCAGGAGCAACUGCAGCCAAGACGGCAGCGACAUCUGCUGCAACAGCGACUCCUGCGGGCAGCAGCAACAGCAGCAGCAAGAAGGCGGCCUCUUCGACAGCUGCAACAUUGGGCAGCCAGGCGAAGACGAAAGGCAAUGCAUCCGGAGCGGGAGCUAAGAAGUAAUAGCCAGGGCGUAGCAGGUAGGAUCUGUGUGCCGAGGUCAAGGAACACGGUCGAACGCAAACGUUGUUGUUCCCAAUAUCGAAAACUAUUUUUAUAAGUAUAUAUAUAUAAACGUGUAUGUGUGUAUCUACGAGCUAAGCAACCCACUUAACUGUACAUGUAAAGAGUUUAACUAGGCGAUUAUGCUAAAGUCGACUACUUAUAGACACCUCAUUUGGAUCGGCAGAGAUGGGCGGAGAUUGGCAGAGAGCGCGGGAGGAUCGAACCUUCAUGUUUCCUAUGCGAAAGUACCUAUUUAUCAGUCAUCACGGUGGGAUGGAUAGCUGUUCCUUAGUACCUAAUUUCAGAUCGAUAGCGAUUUCAGAUGGUGGCGGAAAGACUCGAUUGUAAUAACCGAACGUAACGAAGUUAACGUAGGCUUUAGGUCAGGUGUGUUUGUCCUGGUGUUUGUUUUAGUUUCGUGUGUAUAUCCCCUGGCUGCCCCCCGUUGGGCGCCAGUUAAUUUGAGAGCAAUGUUGAAAGUGCAAUGGAAAUCGUUGAGUUUUAAAAUAUAUAUAAAUUUAUAUACAAAUAUACAAAGGUUACAACUAAUCAAUUUACACAAAUGAGAGAUCGUUUGAUUGGUUUUUUACUACAAAUAUUCUUAAGACUACUUUGGAGGGCGGAACUUAGGAGGGCGGAGGUAUUUUUCCGUUUUAUAAGUGUGUGCAUUUGUUUAUAGAGCAGAAUACAUCACCCGGAAGGCGAGAUCCCUAAUCUGUAAAUGUGAAUGUAAAUGUAAGUGUAAGUGUAUCUAUGUGCUCACUGUACUUUAUGUUUUCUGUGCUAACGAGAGACUCAUGUACCUAAAUGUUAAUCAAGUUGCAUCAAAUCCCUAUUUGUGUGCAUUUGUAUAGUUAAGGCAAAUAUUUAGAAAUGUUUUAUGUGCGUGGAGUAGACGGAAACUAAGCCAAAUACGAAAAAUGCUCACAGAAAAACGGAAAAACAAUAAUUACACGUACAUUUCUAGAAUUUAUAUAACCAUUGUUGUGUAUUCAUGUUGAAAAUAAUUAUAUAUACAUAUAAAAAUAUAUUCAAAUAUACAAGAAUAGAAACUAAUAUAAUACUCGUAGAUAUUUGUAUGUGUUUGUACCUGUAGCUAGUUGGGAUAUUUAAAGCACCAGAUACUCAGAAACGAUUCAAUCUGAAGAAAGCGUGCUUUGCUUCUCACCUUAUUUUGAUAUUACAUUAUUACAAGUGUAGAGGCAUUCGAUUGAGAACCCCAACUUUAUUCAGUCCCUGAAAAUGUGUGAUAAAUUAUUUGCUCCGGCUCGAAGUAAUUUUCAAUUUGUGUCAAACAUAUUUAGCCGUAAGUGAAAACAUUGGAAACAGGAAUAUAUAAUUAAACGCGAAUUGAAAUUGUUGUAACUUGAGUUCGUUGUUGUUGUUUGUUUAGCGCAGUAGCUGUGACACCUGCCUACAUACAUACAUAUGUACCUAGACCCUAGAAACUAAAUUCAGUCAUAUAACCAUAUUUGCACACAGGAAGUCAGCCGCCUUGAAAUUGAGAUACCUGGAAUUAUGGAAAUACCUUUAUUUAAACCAAUCAAGUAGUCGAAUUGCCAUUCAUUUAACCUACCAGAAAGUUUCUCAGUUUCACGGCGACUAAUUUGUUGAGUGAACGCAUAUGGAGUAUGGAAAUAAGCCAUCGAUGUUGCAUGUUUGUUAGUUGAACUGGAUGUGUACCUGUAAAAUGAAACCGGCAACGUAGUCUAAGCGGAAUUAUCAAGUAAAUAUAGAUAAGAAAUUAUGUACCGGCUGUUCGAAAGAUAUAAACAUAAAUAUUAGCACAUGUAAUGCCGCAAUUUGCUCAAACUUAACUUAGGUCGCAAGUGAAUACACAGAAACAUAAACUGUCAAUUCAGACAAGGUAUUUAUAGUUUUAAAGUAAAACAAAUUACCCAAUCGGCACUUAAAGUAGCGAAGUAAGCGGAGUUUACUUUAAACAUUGAACAGAGGAGCUUCAAAUUUUAUAUGAACCUUUGAGAUGCCAACGGAUUAAGUACUAUAAUCGUGUUUAAAUAAAACUCGAAGAGCUAGGCAAGUAAUCAAAUUGCAACUCAUAUCCCUGUAAACCGAAUAAAAACCGAACCGAAAUAAGACCCAUCAACCGGAAAACCCACCAGUUACAUGAUCAACAAUAAUAACAAACUAAUAAAUGUAAGCCGAAAAUCUAUUCGAUGUAUGCAGUUCAAGCGAUUACAUAGUUAAGAGUAAAUAAAGUCAGGAUUGAAAAAACACAUUCACAUUAUUCUUUUAAAGUUCUGUUAAUUCAAAAUCAAAACUAAGCAGAGUUAUGUAAUCAGAAAAGUUAUUUUGAGGCGGAAUUGAAUGUCUGCGCAGAAAAUCAAAAGUAACAGCCCAUUUCCCUGUGCCGAUUUGAAAAACAGAAUCCGUGGGCUAACUACACACAAUAUCUUACUAAAAUAGAUGUAUAACAUUUUGCUGUUCUGGUAAUCAAAAAUAUAUGUUAUAUCAAAUUAAAAGUGUAAGCAAAUAUGACACGUACGAGUAUUCCACAGAUGCCAAUAACUAAACGAGUAAUCAUAACAAACUAUGGUAAAAUGUAACAUUAAGCCAGGAAAAACAAUAUUCAUGAAUAAAUAUUUAUGGGUUUUAACAGUCAGUCGAAUAUUUCAUUUCAUUUCAUUUUAUUUCUCAAAAAAGGUGUGGAGGGAAACAAGGAUGAUAAAACUCGCGGAUUUAAAACCGGAUUCGAGCACCGAAGGACAAUCCCACCAUUCCUCACUCUGCCUUCUCCUCAUGCAUAAUCGGAAUUAACUACAAACUCAUUAAUCCGGCCAAAUAGAGGGGCACAUUUUCUACUUUUCUAUACUCAAUAAAAACUCUGUACUCGAUAUACUCGAUGGUCGUGUGCUCGCCAGGAAUGCGCGACUCAACGCAGAACGCCAUGGACGCACUUCCAGACACGCUGUCUGAAUUUCACUUCAAGUUAGAGUCGUUUACCCGUUCGGAACCGGUUCGAGCUAGUUCUAGUAGAGAUAUAUUUAGCGGCGACGCGCUGCCUGCGUGGUGCAGAACGUAAGACGUGCGACUACAAAACUCAACUGUCCGGGCUCAAAACCACUUUUGACAACUUUUUUUUAUUAAAUAGCCUAUUUUCAGUGUUUAUAUUUCUUACAAUUUGUAAUGUGCCGUACACGGAAUAGAGACGAACUGUGAAAAUUCAUUAAAAGAAAACCAUCUCAAAUUGAUUUUCCAUGUACACUUAGUCUCAGCAAACAGAACCUUCAUUUUAUAAAAAUAAACCAGUUGAUGAACAAUAUCAACGCUACAAUGAUGCUGAAAAAUUCCAUUAUUAUAUUUGUACUGGCUGCUCUUCUGGACAAGUCUGCUGCAAAACGAUUCGAGGGAUACAAAUGGUGCACGGCGGUCAGAGACGGAGCUUGUGUAAAUUAAACACUACAUAAAUAUUAAAUAAAAUAUGUCCCUGUUUUAAGCACCUCAUAACUAA
Messenger RNA from Drosophila yakuba, 7407 nucleotides. RefSeq lists its product as uncharacterized. The transcript has 9 exons. NCBI's taxonomy places the organism in Eukaryota, Metazoa, Arthropoda, Insecta, Diptera, Drosophilidae. Gene Ontology annotation, biological process: sodium ion transmembrane transport. The record is from RefSeq and is a predicted model, not a curated record. Bases 264 to 3893 code for a protein of 1209 amino acids. Gene Ontology annotation, cellular component: membrane.